GCUCAUUACGCACGCACCCUUUCGUUGUUCAAAUAUUGUGAAGCUAGUAACAUCUUCGUGGCGAGCGUUGUGCAAGUGUCUAAUUGCAAGUCUAAGCUAGUGGAACUUUCCCUAUCGAGCGCUACAAUUCUUGUUUGUCGUCCAGUGACAUUAUCCGUGAUCGGUUUCAAGUAUUUCAGUGUGCAGAACAGCGGCUAAGCCAUGGCUACCACCCCAGAGAAAAAGCUGAGUGCGUCGGAAUUGGUCGACCUGGCCCCCUUGGCGACUGAGCCAGGGAAUGAUCUGAUAUCGACCGUACAGGAACGGGAUGAGCAGAAGGCCGCUCAAGAUCAGAGUGUCGAGAAGCCGGAUGAGGAUCAGUCGAAAAUCGAGAAGGCUCUAGAAGAUGCAAUGAGCGACAUUGUGGAGCGAGGUGAAAGUGAAGACAUCAGUGGAAAGCCGAUAGCUGAAAGUGACAACCUAGAAGCUUUGGAGGAAAUCCCGCAAGAGGCAAACAUCGUGGACGAGGAUCACGUCGAGCAAGAGACCACUCACGACGAAGCUCACGAUGAAGCUCACGAUGAAGUCAUCGUGGAGGCCUCGGAAGAUGCAGCGGAAGGCGAAGAUCGCUGUGCACGUGUGGAGGUUUAAGCUGUUGAGCAGUGGAGCUGGCGAUGAGCUGAGUUGGUGUGCCGAUUCCUGCCAGCAGCGUGAAGAGUGAAGGGAGCGAAUGAACUGGAUAAAGUCCCGUGUGUUUCAAUGAUGUUGGAUGUAGUCUUGCAAUUUUCGAUACAUGGAUAAAGAGUUGCAAUUUUGUAUUUUUGGUAAAUCAAAAUGAUUGAAUAAAAUUGAAGCAAAUAUUUAGAAAAAAAA
Anopheles gambiae (African malaria mosquito) is the source of this 852-nucleotide messenger RNA. RefSeq names its product reticulocyte-binding protein 2. Bases 202 to 630 code for a protein of 142 amino acids. Lineage: Eukaryota; Metazoa; Arthropoda; Insecta; Diptera; Culicidae. The transcript has 2 exons. The record is from RefSeq and is a predicted model, not a curated record.